UAUUGCUUCCAACAAUUGACUAUACAAAUUUGCUCAAUUUAGUUGGUUGUGCGCUUCUCUGUGCAGUGCACUGUUGUUACGUGCUAACAGAUUUUAUUACCGAUAAAAAAAUGCAAAUUGCCGUUAUUGGUGGUGGUGUCAGUGGAGUUUCUUCAGCCAUACAAAUUUUGGAGUAUUUGAAAUCUACCGGUAAUCCAGUUGCAGUGACAGUACUCUCUGAAGCUUUCUCGCCAAAUACAACUGGGGAUGGGUCGGCAGGACUAUGGGGUCCGUACCUGCUGGGCGGCACACCCACAGAGAGAGUGCAUCGUUGGUCAAAGCAUAUGCACGAUUUUCUCGAACAAAUCUGGUUAUCAGAUGAUGCUGGAGAGGCAGGGGUUUGUCUUAUACCCUGCCUAAGAUUGACAACAACUGCAAUGGAUAAUGAAGUCUUCUGGAAGGAUAUUGUCUACGGUUGUCGUCAACUUACACAGAGGCAAUUGGAUGAAUUAAAUGUGGGAAGGGCAAAUAAGUAUACCCAGGGCAUGCAUUUUAUUACCUACACCUCUGAGCCGGUUAAGCUGUUACCUUACUUAAUGAAACGUUUCCAGGCGAAUGGUGGAAAAAUUGUUCAGCAAAAAGUUGAAAAUCUCCAAGAAUUCAUAGCCAAGUCAAAUUAUGACGUUAUAAUUAAUUGCACUGGCUUGGGUUCACGUGAAUGUGUGCAAGAUGUGGGCAUGUUUCCGGUGCGUGGGCAGGUAACACGAGUCAAGGCAAAUUGGCUGUACUGUGCAUUGCUGGAUGAAAGUGAUGUUGGCAAUUAUAUUAUACCAAAUUGUGAAUCGGUCGUUUUGGGCGGCACCCAUCAGGAGAAUGAUAACAACACUCAAGUAUGUCCAAAUGAUAAAAAGUUCAUUAUCAAUGGUUGCCGGAAAAUUGUGCCCGGUUUAGAGCAUGCGCAACAUCUCUUCGAUUGGGUAGGUUUACGUCCUGGACGUGACACAUUACGUUUGGAGGCCGAGAAAGGUGGCAAUAAAAUUGUCAUACAUAAUUAUGGUCACGGUGGUAGUGGUGUAACAUUGGCCUGGGGUUGUGCGGAAGAUGUGCUGGAGCUAUUGAAGAACGAGCUACAGGCACGUCACCUCAACGUGCCUAAAUCAAAGUUAUAAGAAAGUGUUUGAAUUGUAAAUA
Molecule: messenger RNA, 1170 nt
Organism: Ceratitis capitata (Mediterranean fruit fly)
Lineage: Eukaryota; Metazoa; Arthropoda; Insecta; Diptera; Tephritidae
Gene: Daao2
Product: D-aspartate oxidase
Exons: 5
Coding region: 111-1148 (345 amino acids)
Molecular function (GO): FAD binding; D-amino-acid oxidase activity
Source: RefSeq, a predicted model, not a curated record